CACCCGCACUUGCUUUCCCCACCCGCGUGCCAGACGAUCCAAGUGGAGCAGCUGGCGGGCCGAGCCUCUUGGGAUCAUUGGCCCGACCAGCCAUGGCGCCGCUGGGCACAAUCCUCUGCUGCCUGCUGGCCGCUUAGGGCCUCGGAUGGCCCUUGGGGUCAGCUGGCGGCUGGAGCCGGGCUCCAGCAGUUGGCCAGUUUUGGCACGUGACUGACCUGCACUUGGACCCUACCUACCACAUCACAGAAGACCAUACCAAAGUGUGCUCUUCAUCGAAAGGUGAAAAUGCUUCUAACCCUGGACCAUUUGGAGAUGUUCUAUGUGAUUCUCCAUAUCGACUUAUUUUAUCAGCAUUUGAUUUUAUGAAAAAUUCAGGACAAGAAGUAUCUUUUAUGAUAUGGACAGGGGAUAGCCCACCUCAUGUUCCAGUACCUCAACUCUCAACAGACACUGUUAUAAAUGUGAUCACUAAUAUGACAAUCACAGUCCGGAGUCUUUUUCCAAAUCUCCAGGUUUUCCCAGCCUUGGGUAAUCAUGACUAUUGGCCACAGGAUCAGCUGCCUAUAGCCUCCAGCAAAGUGUACAAUGCAGUAGCAAACCUCUGGGAACCAUGGCUAGAUGAAGAAGCUAUUGGUACUUUAAGGAAAGGUGGCUUUUAUUCACAGAAGGUUCCAAAUAAUCCGAGCCUUAGGAUCAUCAGUCUGAACACAAACUUGUACUAUGUCCCAAAUGUUGUGACCCUGAACAAGACUGACCCAGCAAAUCAGUUUGAAUGGCUAGAAAAUACACUGAACAACUCUCAGAACAAUAAGGAGAAGGUGUACAUCAUAGCCCAUGUGCCAGUGGGAUAUCUGCCUUUCCCAGGGAGCAACACAGCAAUAAGGGGAUACUACAAUGAGAAAUUGAUAGAUAUUUUUAGAAAAUACAGUAAUAUCAUUGCAGGACAAUUUUAUGGACACACUCACAGGGAUAGCAUUAUGGUUCUUUCAGAUAAAAAAGGAAACCCUGUAAAUUCUUUGUUUGUGGCUCCUGCUGUUACACCAGUGAAGAGAAUUUCACAAAAACAGACCAAUAACCCUGGUAUCAGACUCUUUCAGUAUGAUCCUCAUGAUUAUAAAUUAUUGGACAUGUUGCAGUAUUACUUAAACCUGACAGAGGCAAAUUUAAAGGAAGAAUCCAACUGGAGAUUGGAGUACAACCUGACUGAGACAUAUGACAUUGAAGAUUUGCAGCCAACAAGUUUAUAUGGAUUAGCUAAACAAUUUACAAUGUUAGACAGUAAGCUGUUUAUGAAAUACUAUAAUUACUUCUUUGUGAGUUAUGAUAGCAGUGUGAUAUGUGAUGUGAAUUGUAAGGUCUUCCAAAUUUGUGCAAUUAUGAAUCUUGAUCAUACUUCCUAUGCAGAGUGUCUUGAACAAUAUCAUAUAAAGCACAAUCAGUAGUAUUUCACUGUUUGUUCACAGGUAAUAUAACGUUUUUCUGUUUCUGAGAUCAGUAUGUAGGAUUUCUUAUAUACAUCUUUGUGAAUUGUCGAGUAGGAAACAGAAUUCUAUCUUUGCAUUCUUUAUUAUGAUGCCCAAAUUAUUUUUAAUAUCCUAAAUUUUUUACAUUGAAUAUCAUUAAAAUGCAAAUUAAUAGAAUAAUAUUUGGAUGUAAAUAUCCUAUGUUCCAGUUUUUAUAAUUAUGUCUAAUUUAUAUCCUUGUUGAAAUGAUUAUUUAUACAAUAAAGUGAAUAAUUUCUCUUCAACUAUGAAGAAGUCAUCUUCAUAUUAUAAUUUUCAGGUUUUUAAGUCACUCUUGUUAAAACCCUAUGUGUAAACUGAGACUUAAACUCAUGCAUAAAUUGUCUUUCUGGCAAGUGGAUG
Messenger RNA from Tupaia belangeri chinensis (Chinese tree shrew), 1865 nucleotides. RefSeq names its product sphingomyelin phosphodiesterase acid like 3A (gene SMPDL3A). The record is from RefSeq and is a predicted model, not a curated record. Gene Ontology annotation, biological process: sphingomyelin catabolic process. Gene Ontology annotation, molecular function: sphingomyelin phosphodiesterase activity. NCBI's taxonomy places the organism in Eukaryota, Metazoa, Chordata, Mammalia, Scandentia, Tupaiidae.